This is a messenger RNA of Capronia epimyces CBS 606.96, 1272 nucleotides long. RefSeq lists its product as uncharacterized. The record is from RefSeq and is a predicted model, not a curated record. Gene Ontology annotation, molecular function: DNA-binding transcription factor activity, RNA polymerase II-specific. Gene Ontology annotation, biological process: regulation of transcription by RNA polymerase II. NCBI's taxonomy places the organism in Eukaryota, Fungi, Ascomycota, Eurotiomycetes, Chaetothyriales, Herpotrichiellaceae. The coding region runs from base 1 to 1272 and encodes 423 amino acids. The transcript has 3 exons.
AUGAGUGCUUUGCUAGCUUUGUCGGCGUCUCAUCUCGCAUGGCAGACGAACAAUAGGGAUACAGACAACCUGGCACAAUACCACCGAGGAGUGGCUUUAAAAGGACUCCAUGAAGCGAUCGGGCGGUUCUCCCGAGACAAUUCUGAGCCAAUUCUGGCAGCCUCUAUCAUGUUGUCGUGGCAAUCAACCGAAUGGCGAGGCUGGGCGUCGUUACAGCAAGGCAUCUCCACCGUCUUGAGCGCAAUGAGACCGUGGCUGCGCGAGUCUGUACUGGCAGGAUAUAUUGAAGAACAACGCGCAGGCGCAAGAUCUCGGCGGCCGGCGAACACGACGCUAUCGCCUUCAGAAGGCGUCAUCCCACAUGAGGACCGGCGCCGACUGGAGCAGGUCAUGACGGCUGUUCACAAGUUGCGCCUCCGGCUACCCAAGAGUGGGGAGCUGGUGGAACAUGCCGGACAUCUUUCUGACCACCUGCAGGACCUGCAACAGAAUUUGCACUUGCAAGCAUCCGCAGAGGCUUUCGCACGGCUGCAACCAUUGAGGCAUCUUGUUUUCUGGCUGCCGACACAUAUCCUCCGGUCAGCCGAGUCUGAUCUGGCCCCUCUGGCUCUGCUGUCACAUCUAUACGCAAGUGCCCUCGCAACCGAGCCUCUAUUCCCAGAGGUCGGCGGGACAUAUCUGGGGAGCUUGGCUGUGGCCCCCCUCGAGAACAUCCAUGAAACUCUGAGAGCGAGAAGACUCACGCAGCCACACGAUACAGGCGUUCAGGUGGCUCUGUCUCUGAUGGAUGUACCACUCCAAAUCAUGGUCUCGUACCGGCUAAGACAGUGGCCAAACAACGACAGUGAUCCAGCUGUCGGCCUGUAUCGUUACUCGCCGCAAGGAAGUCCCUUCAUAGCGCCGCUCGUACUGCUCCCAUCUUCCACCAGCGACUCUCCCACCCCAUCGCUCUGCACCAAUUCGCUGCUCCAUGGGCCCAGUAGUGGGCUCUCGAUUCCAAGCUCGACCUAUUUCCAAGCAGCUCUUGGGCCGAGUGGACUACGACGACAAUCAUCCUUUCCUUCCAUCGGACGCGCGCAUUCGUGGAGCGAGACGAGGCUAGACUCCGGCAGUCCGCAGGCCAUGGGCAUGAUGUACGGAUCUACAGCAUUGCAACAGCCGCGAAGUAGUCACGAGCUGUCAGGCUCGAAAACGGACUACUUCGGAGAGAUUGCAGCACCGUACAACGCAUACGGCCGUGUAGACACGAAUGUUCGGUUCGUCACCCCUUGA